CAACAACACCCCCUCCCACACCAACAUCACCCUUCACAACCGCAACAAUGGGUGACUCUCUCGUCCACCAGAGCUAUGGCCGCACCCGUGUGCAAUGGAUCGCCAGCCUCAACACCGAGUACCGCCCUCCGACCCAGUUCCGCCGCACCAGCAUCAUCUGCACCAUCGGCCCCAAGACCAACUCCGCCGAAAAGAUCAACAUGCUUCGCACCGCCGGCCUCAACGUCGUCCGCAUGAACUUCUCCCACGGCUCCUACGAAUACCACCAGUCCGUCAUCGACAAUGCCCGCCAAGCAGAGAAAGAGCAGGAAGGUCGUUCCGUCGCCAUCGCCCUCGACACCAAGGGUCCCGAGAUCCGCACGGGCAACACCCCCGGAGACGAGGAUAUUCCCAUCUCUGCGGGCACCGAGAUCAACAUCACCACCGACGACAAAUAUGCCACCGCCAGUGACGCUCAGAACAUGUAUGUCGAUUACAAGAACAUUACAAAAGUCAUCGAGGCCGGCCGCACAAUCUUUGUCGACGAUGGAGUCCUCGCAUUCGAGGUGCUCGAGGUGGUCGAUGAUAAGACUCUCCGCUGCAAGACGAUCAACAACGGCAAGAUUAGCAGCAAGAAGGGUGUCAACCUUCCCAAGACUGAUGUCGACCUUCCUGCUCUGUCCGAGAAGGAUCAGGCCGACCUCAGGUUUGGUGUCAAGAAUGGCGUCGACAUGGUCUUUGCCAGCUUCAUCCGCCGCGCUGACGACAUCAAGGCAAUCCGCAAGGUGCUCGGUGAGGAGGGCAAGGACAUUCAAAUCAUCGCCAAGAUCGAGAACCAACAAGGUGUGAACAACUUCGACGAGAUCCUCAAGGAGACCGACGGUGUCAUGGUCGCCCGUGGUGAUCUCGGUAUUGAGAUUCCUCCCGCUCAGGUAUUCAUCGCGCAGAAGAUGAUGAUCACCAAGUGCAACAUCGCCGGCAAGCCAGUCAUUUGCGCCACGCAAAUGUUGGAGAGCAUGACCUACAACCCUCGCCCGACCCGUGCAGAGGUGAGCGAUGUUGGUAACGCCGUCUUGGACGGAGCCGAUUGUGUCAUGCUGUCAGGAGAGACAGCCAAGGGUAACUACCCCAAGGAGGCCGUGACGAUGAUGCACGAGACAUGUCUGUUGGCCGAAGUCGCCAUCCCCUACAUCAACGCAUUCGACGAGCUGCGACAACUCGCUCCUCGACCCGUUCCCACCAGCGAGAACUGCGCCAUGGCUGCUGUCUCCGCAUCUCUCGAGCAGAACGCCGGAGCAAUCCUCGUCCUGACCACAUCUGGCAACACCGCCCGCCUCGUCUCCAAAUACCGCCCCGUCUGCCCCAUCAUCAUGGUCACCCGCAACGCCCGCGCCUCCCGCUACUCCCAUCUCUACCGCGGCGUCUACCCCUUCCACUACGACCAGGCCAAGCCCGACUUCAAGACCACUCCCUGGCAAGAGGACGUCGACAACCGUCUCAAGUGGGGCAUCAAGUACGCCAUUGAGCUGGGCGUGUUGAAGCAGGGCGAAGCCGUCAUUUGCGUGCAGGGCUGGAGAGGUGGUAUGGGACAUACGAACACGAUUCGCGUGGUGCCGGCGCAGGAUGAUUUGGGGUUGGAUCAGAAUGCUUAGAUGGGGGGCUGGUGUGUUUUGAGAGAUGCGACGAUACCACACGCGUCAGACACAACACGACAUGAU
Messenger RNA from Zymoseptoria tritici IPO323, 1697 nucleotides. It is a transcript of the gene PYK1, whose product is annotated as pyruvate kinase. The transcript has 3 exons. Bases 48 to 1631 code for a protein of 527 amino acids. Gene Ontology annotation, cellular component: cytoplasm. The record is from RefSeq and is a predicted model, not a curated record. Lineage: Eukaryota; Fungi; Ascomycota; Dothideomycetes; Mycosphaerellales; Mycosphaerellaceae. Gene Ontology annotation, biological process: glycolytic process. Gene Ontology annotation, molecular function: potassium ion binding; pyruvate kinase activity; magnesium ion binding.